GAAUAUAGUAUUGAGAAUACACAAAUUUUAAGCAGUUUUUAGAAUUUGGUUUAAUAUACAUAUUUUUAAUUAUAGCAAUUGUUUAGUUACCAAUAAAAUUUGUAUCUGAAAGGGAAAGUUAUUGUGAACAAUUAUGAAUAUUCGCAUUCAUUAAAAAGAAUACAUAUUUUACAAACAUACAAAUUGAAGCCGUGGGAGCAUAUUUCCAUAUACACAAACGUACUUGUACUUAUGAAUAAAAAUUCACUUUUGUUUUCCAAUUUGCUGGAUUCACAUGAUGUCAAUAGAAUAAUAUAAUUUUCCUUGGUUAAAAUUUAUAAUGUCUGAUAUAUUGAGCUAUUGGAAAUACCUAAUUAUUAUUGGUCUAAUUUAUUGUUCAACAAGCGGCGAAUCUCUUGCUUUACGACAAUGUGAACCAAUACGUAUUGAUAUGUGUCGCGGCAUAGGUUAUAACGAAACGUCUAUGCCUAACUUAGUAGGCCAUGAACUUCAAUCUGACGUAGAAUAUACUUUACAAACCUUUGCUCCUCUUAUUGAGUAUGUGUGCAGUACUCAACUGAAAUUAUUUUUAUGCGCUGCCUAUGUUCCGUUAUGUACGCCGAAAGUCCCUCUUCCCAUUGGGCCAUGCAGAAACUUGUGUGAGAGCGUUAGAAUGCGGUGUCAUCCAGUUUUACAAGGGUUUGGGUUUCCGUGGCCGCCAGCGCUAGACUGUAAUAGGUUCCCAAAAGAAAAUAAUCAUGAAACAAUGUGUAUUGAAGGGCCAGGUGAGACACAAAUAAAUAUAAGAGAUAAGGAGAACUUUCCUGGAACGGUAAUAAACAAGGCGCCCUCUUCCUCUGUAAUAUUGGAAUGCCCUGGCCUAUCUAAAUCGCAUAUGUAUGUAAAACUUUAUCGGUAUGGGAGGUGUGCUCCUUUAUGCGAAGCUGACAUAUUAUUUGGUCCACAUGAUAAGCAUUUGGCAGAGCUAUGGGUUGCCACAUGGACAUACGCUGAGGUUUUCAUGGCAUUGAUUGCAACUUUGAGUCUCAUUUUAAAUGAUAAUUCAAAAAGGAAAAACAAUCAAAAGUGGAUAAGCGUACUUACCCCUUUUGUGUGGUGCCAUUUCAUGGUUGCCUUAGGGUGGACUGUUCGCUUUAUAGUGGGUAGAACAGCAGCAUCCUGUGGAUAUGAUCCCCAACUCCCUAAUGUCCUUCUUUUGCUGGUUGAUGGGCUUUCGAAUGCUCCAUGUGCAACAACAUUCUUGCUUAGAUACUAUUUUUUUAUGUCUUCAUGUGCUUGGUGGGCAAUACUUUGCCUGACAUGGCAUCGCGAUGUGCGUCGUAUCAACCCAGAAGAUUUGAUAUCUUUGACCGCAAGCAAUUCAGGUACAUGUACUGACGUGAAUCAAUGUGAACUCAGAAGAAGGCGUUUAACAAGUAGUGAUAAACGUAAUGCCAAUUUGACUAUAAUGCAAAGCAAUUUGGCAAGCUUUGUAGCUUGGGGACUUCCAGCAUUUCAGACUGCAGCAGUAAUAGUGGCCAGACUUGUGGAUGCUGACGAACUAAUAGGUGCUUGUUUCGUUGGAAACCAGUCAGACAGAGCACUGCAAAUACUGGUCGCAACACCACUGUUUUGUUACUGGAUUUUCGGUUCAAUGAACCUCGGUUCGGGCUAUUUAGUAUAUCGUCGCUAUAAGGCUUUAUUGAAAAACCCUCCAACACCCAUGGUGAAGCAAGAAUUAGAGGCUAAGUGUCCAAGCUAUGAGUUUGGAACGUUCUUGUUCAUAUAUUGUAUUCCAUGUGCCUUUCUUUUGAUUUCUGUGAUCUACGAAUUUGCCAACAUUGAUAUAUGGCUUAAUAUACCACCUUAUUUUGUUGCAACUGAGGGAUUUACAACACCAAUGUGGCCUUUCAUGGCUCGAGCAUUUAUGGAAAUAACAUUAGGAAUUAUAUGUUUUGCAUGGGUUAUAGGUCCUAAAAUAUCUGUAUUAUAUAAGCAACAGUUAGAGCUUCGAAAUUCCCAAGGAAGUAAUCGUAAUAAGAACUAUAAUUGCAGGACAUCUUAUCAAAGUGUGCGACCACCAGUAAAUUUAUAUUCACAACAACGUGUUCCAGGUAGUAUUUCCAUGAAUCAAAUAUCGAAGUACUCCCACAAUAAAAUUAUCACGCAAAAGUUCCACAAUUCCAAUCACUUACACAAAAAUCGUUAUCAAAUAAGACCACAACAAAUUUAUCUGGAAUGUCAUGGAGAUGAAACUAUACUAUAAUUAUUUGUAAGUAACUUGCCUCAAACUGUGUAACAAUAAGACUGUGAUAGACGUAACAGUAUAAAAACUUUAAUUUCUGGUUAAAGAGAACUAUUUAGAUUAUUAUUACUUAUUGCUUAGGAAAUCAAGUACUUAUUUUUCCUUACUUUUAAAAAGUGCCAUUAUUUUAAUCCAAAUUUUAUUCUUAUAAAUUGAAUAUAUUCUUUCAUUAACCAUAUUUAAGAUUUACAUAUUUAAGAACUAUCUUUGCCAACGCAGUUACAUCAAAGUUUUUGUCCAAAGUAACGACUAUGAAGUUUAUGUGUGGAAUAUUCACACAGACUAAAACUUCACAAAAAUCAAUUGUAUUUAACUGUAUAAGUUAUAUUUGUAUGUGCCUAAAUUAAUCAAUUUACGAUUAAAUUUAGAAAUUAAAAAAAUAGUGGUUUUUAU
This is a messenger RNA of Bactrocera neohumeralis, 2677 nucleotides long. It is a transcript of the gene fz4, whose product is annotated as frizzled-4. Gene Ontology annotation, molecular function: Wnt receptor activity; Wnt-protein binding. The record is from RefSeq and is a predicted model, not a curated record. Gene Ontology annotation, biological process: non-canonical Wnt signaling pathway; canonical Wnt signaling pathway. Gene Ontology annotation, cellular component: plasma membrane. NCBI's taxonomy places the organism in Eukaryota, Metazoa, Arthropoda, Insecta, Diptera, Tephritidae. Bases 320 to 2245 code for a protein of 641 amino acids. The transcript is spliced from 3 exons.